Argentina anserina (silverweed cinquefoil) is the source of this 1234-nucleotide messenger RNA. RefSeq names its product E3 ubiquitin-protein ligase RZF1. The transcript has 3 exons. NCBI's taxonomy places the organism in Eukaryota, Viridiplantae, Streptophyta, Magnoliopsida, Rosales, Rosaceae. The record is from RefSeq and is a predicted model, not a curated record. Gene Ontology annotation, biological process: protein ubiquitination. Bases 1 to 1020 code for a protein of 339 amino acids. Gene Ontology annotation, cellular component: cytoplasm. Gene Ontology annotation, molecular function: ubiquitin protein ligase activity.
AUGUCUCUGAGCCCCCCUCGUGCCAGAACCAACUCCCGCCCUCGGCCAAUCUACCAGGUCUACUGGUGCUACCAAUGCCAAAGGCAAGUCCGCAUCACCUCCACACCUGACCCGAUCAUCUGCCCGCGCUGUUUCGGACAGUUCCUCGCCGAAAUGGACAUCACCUUCCGCCCCACUCGCCGCUUCACCGACUAUACUGACUUCGACUCCACCCCUGGAGCUCGUUUGCUUGAAGCUCUCUCCCUCAUGCUCGACCCGCCCAUCAGCCUUUUCGAUAGCGGACUACUUGACCCAGAGCCUGAAACCCGACGUCCCGGCCCCAGCAGGCGUAGAAGGCACCGCAGUUUCGAUGAUGAUAUAGAGCGCGGGGACCCGACACACCCGGAACUCGGUACCAGAAACCGACCAAGGACUUGGAUCAUUGUCCGACCUGUCAACGACGACCCCAUUCAGCCUCUUCCUAGAGCAAGAGAUACUCAAAACCCGGUGUUACCGGUUCCACGAGGAGCUGAUCCGGGGAACUAUUUUUUCGGGUCGGGGCUCCAGGGACUCAUUGAGGAGCUGACGCAAAACGACCGGCCUGGACCGCCACCCGUACCUGAACCCACAAUCAACUUAAUCCCGAGCGUUAAAGUUACCGAGGCUCAUUUGAGUAAUGACACUAAUUGUCCUAUUUGCAUGGAUGAGUUUAAGGUGGGCGGAGAAGCGAGAGAGUUGCCAUGCAAGCAUAUAUACCACGGUGAGUGCAUUGUGCCCUGGUUGAGGCUUCACAAUUCUUGCCCUGUUUGCCGGGUUGAGAUUCCGGUUUCGACCGCCGAGGAGUCGGAGGGCUCGAACAGCGGUGGAGGGAGCGGUGGAGGGAGGAGGGGAAGGCGGGGCGGGAGGUGGAGCCGGUUUCGGUCGUUGUGGCCAUUUCGGGAAAGAUAUCGCCGGAUUGAGCCGCAGGAUGAAAAUGAUGAUGCUCAUAGCGCUACUUCUAGAGUUGCUAACCCAUGGUGGCAUCAUUGCUCCAUUCUUUAGCCUUUAACGUUGGUUGCUUCAGUAGCUUUCAGUAUCAUCAUGUUAUUACGAAAUUGAUCACUCCAACAAAUCAGGUAACAUUAUGUAAACAUCCUAGUGUUAUAGUUCAAAUCUAGAGUUUUGCAUCAUACACUAGUUGGAUAUCCAAUAAGGCAGUAACCUUCUCUCCAGGGUCAAAAGCUGGUCCAAAACACACCGCGCAGCAAAAUUUCUA